Lolium perenne is the source of this 1045-nucleotide messenger RNA. RefSeq names its product abscisic acid receptor PYL4. The record is from RefSeq and is a predicted model, not a curated record. Gene Ontology annotation, molecular function: signaling receptor activity; abscisic acid binding; protein phosphatase inhibitor activity. NCBI's taxonomy places the organism in Eukaryota, Viridiplantae, Streptophyta, Magnoliopsida, Poales, Poaceae. Gene Ontology annotation, biological process: abscisic acid-activated signaling pathway. Gene Ontology annotation, cellular component: nucleus; cytoplasm.
CUCCCAAACCAAACCAACGGCGCAACCCGCAGCGCACCAUUCCAACAAACAAACAGCUAGCAAAUCCCGUUCCGACCAAGAGGAAGAAGCAGGCAGAGAUGCCGACGCCGUACAGCGCGGCGGCGCUGAAGCCGAGCGUGCAGCACCGGCUGGCUUCCGGCGCGUCGUCCGCGGCGGCGCACCGGUGCGGCGAGCACGACGCGACGGUGCCGGCGGAGGUGGCGCGGCACCACGAGCACCUGGCGGCGACGAGCUUGGGCGGGCGGCGGUGCUGCUGCUCGGCGGUGGUGCAGCGCGUGGCGGCGCCAGCCGCCGACGUGUGGUCGGUGGUCCGGCGCUUCGACCAGCCGCAGGCGUACAAGAGCUUCGUGCGCAGCUGCGCGGUGCUGGACGGCGACGGCGGCGUGGGCACGCUGCGCGAGGUGCGCGUGGUCUCCGGCCUGCCCGCCGCGUCCAGCCGCGAGCGGCUGGAGAUCCUGGACGACGAGCGGCACGUGCUGAGCUUCAGCGUGGUGGGCGGCGAGCACCGGCUGCGCAACUACCGGUCCGUCACCACCGUCCACCCGGACGUGUCCGAGACGCUGGUGGUGGAGAGCUACGUGGUGGACGUGCCGCCGGGGAACACCCCCGACGACACCCGCGUGUUCGUCGACACCAUCGUCAAGUGCAACCUGCAGUCCCUCGCCCGCACCGCCGAGAAGCUCGCCGGCGCCGGCGGGCGGGUGGCGUGCUCGCAGUGAUCGGAGCGGAUCGAGGCGUCGACUCUCCGUCCCGUCGGGUCAAACUCAAACUCUCCAAUUAAUCCAUGGCGGUGUGAGCGCGUGUUUUUUUUUUCUGUGGCGUGAGAGCGAGGGGGUCGGUCCGGUCGGUGCGCUUUCACACCUGCCCCCUCGCUGUUUCUCCCUAUUGCGAGACACGCCACAUUUCUAGCAGUCCUAGCUCUAGUCUUUGUUCCCCUUUUGUUGUUGUUCUUUGUUAGUAAGAUUGACAGAAAAAUCAGUAAAAACUAGAAGUGCUACUACGGUACUACCAGCAUCGAUCUUCA